Molecule: messenger RNA, 981 nt
Organism: Fulvia fulva
Lineage: Eukaryota; Fungi; Ascomycota; Dothideomycetes; Mycosphaerellales; Mycosphaerellaceae
Exons: 1
Coding region: 1-981 (326 amino acids)
Molecular function (GO): nucleic acid binding
Source: RefSeq, a predicted model, not a curated record
AUGCCUGCCAACUUCUCCAUCAGUAUGGAGGAGGUGAAAGCCUCGGCUGAACGACAGAACAACACGCCCAAGCCACUCAAGGGGGAACAGAAGGAGAUCGCUGAUGCGCUCGCGGCCUGGGCUGCUCUCGCUCUCAACGGGGGAGUACGGUCGACCGUUGGUCCAGGAAGAGGCAAGACACCUGCAACCCAGGUCUUCCCCCUUUUUGAGCGCCUUCUCCCCAAUGAACCAGUCUGCUGCGACAUCAAAAUGCAGGAAUACCACAUCCGCGGUGUUGGCAUGGUCCAUGGCGCUUUCAAGAAGAACGGCAAAGAGGAACCGAGGGCGGGCCAGAAGCGAUGGGCCCACCGUAUUGGUAACAUCUGCAUCUGCAACAUGGCCGGCGAAGUACUCCUCUUCUGCUACGUUCGCUACCCCGAGGACCCAAAUAUAGAGGUCAAGCUGCCGUACGGAUUCGGUGUCAAGUGGUCGUUGCUUCGCGCAGAGAAUGGAGCAGUCGACGCUGCAGUGGCCGAGACUUGGUGCCAGAAGAUCUUCGCGAAUCGCCAAGUCAUCCCCCACGGCGGUGAGACAGAUCAAAAGGCAUUCUUCUACCUUGCACAGAAGGGCCUCUCCCCAUUCGUUGGCAACGGCGCGCAGAUUGUGGACACUCAGCACAUCUACGGCCAAGCCAAACUCGAGACGCUUGCUGACACGUACCUCGGUCGCACGAUUCAGCAGGGCGGCCACGAUGUCGUUGAGGAUACCAUCGCGACCAAGGACAUCUUCAUGCGCCAAUCUACCUACGACCGCAUUGCUGAGCAGAGGGCUUUCAACGCUCUACCGGAAGCUGAGCAGAAGGCGUACUUCGCGACCAGUCCGAAGAUCGCCUGGCACCUCUAUCAGGGCAAUAUCUUCCCCAGUAUGCCGGAGGAUGCUAAGCAGAAGAUCCUUCAAGAGCGACAGCAGAAGGCCAAGUCCACUGCUCGCGGCGGUCAGUGA